GUUUGCACUUUUGCGUUAACGUAGCGCAUAUUCGCUUCACUUAUACUCAGUUGCGAUUACGUUACGCUCCCUUUCUGCUACGCCAGAAAAAUUUGUUGGCGUGUUUUGUCAGACGUUGCAAAGUAUUUCGCAUUUUGUGGACCAGCAAGAGAUAUUUAAAUUGCCAAAAUGUACGGUGGUGAAGACUUUGAUAAUUCGGACUUUUACGAUGAUUACGCGCACACCGGUGAUCCGCAAUUGGAUCUGGAGUACGAGCGUAGCUACUACGCAAACCGCAUGCCCGAGAAUGUCAAGUACUUUCUCAUGAACUUCUGUCAGGCGAUUAAGGAGGGGAAUCUCUAUGACAUACAGAACAUGUAUGAGAAUACAUUCCCGCAAAUCAGUGAUCAUCAUUUCGAUAAGACGGCAUGGCCCGAGGAGCAGGAGGUGGGCGCCAUUGUGGACAACGAUAAGGUGUUUCUGAUUUUGUACAAGGAGUUGUACUAUCGUCACAUCCAUGCGCGCAUUCCUGGUGGCCCUAAGUUGGAGCAACGUAUCAAUUCGUUCUUCAACUACUGUGAUUUCUUCAAUCUAAUCAUUUCGGCCCAGAAUCCUGUGAUGCUUGAGUUGCCCGACAUCUGGCUGUGGGAGUUGGUCGAUGAGUUUGUCUAUCAGUUCCAGAACUUUGCGCAAUACCGUGCUCGUCUGACGGACAAAUCGCAGGAUGAGAUUCAGCAGCUGUGCGUGAAUCACAGCAACGUAUGGAGCAUUCUAUGCAUUCUCAAUGUGCUGCACUCGCUCGUGGACAUCUCCAACAUCAAGAAGCAGUUGGAGGCCAUCUCGCAAGGCGUGGAUCCCCAGACAGUUGCCGGUGAUUUUGGCAAACUGGGCUUCUACAAGAUGCUUGGCUAUUUCUCGCUAGUCGGUCUGCUGCGCGUCCAUUCGCUGCUGGGCGAUUACUAUCAGGCCAUUAAGGUGCUGGAACCCAUUGAGAUCCACAAGAAAUCUGCCUACUCGCAUAUACCCGCCUGCCAGAUCUCCACAUCGUACUAUGUGGGUUUCGCUUACAUGAUGAUGCGUCGCUAUGCCGACGCCAUUCGCACUUUCUCCGACAUCCUGCUGUACAUUCAGCGCACCAAGCAGCUGUACAGUACCCGCUCGUACCAGAACGAUCAAAUCAACAAGCAGGCGGAGCAAAUGUAUCAUUUGCUGGCCAUUUGCUUGGUGCUGCAUCCGCAGUGCAUUGACGAGUCCAUUCAGCAGGUGUUGCGCGAGAAGAACUAUCACGAUGCCAUGUUCAAGAUGCAGUGCGGUGAUCUGGAUGUCUUCAAAUCGUUCUUUGUGUUCGCCUGCCCACGAUUUGUGAGCCCUUGCCCCCCGGCGGCCGAUGCGCCCAUGGAGGACUAUGUCAAGGAUCCCAUGGAACAUCAGUUGCUGGUGUUCAUGGAUGAAGUGCGCCAGCAAAAGGAUCUGCCCACCACCCGCUCGUAUCUGAAGUUGUACACCACAUUGCCGCUGACCAAACUCGCUUCCUUCAUCGAUCCCAAUGCCAGCGAGGAUGACGUGUCCAAGCUGCUUAUUCGUUUGCUCUGCUUCAAGCACAAGAUGCGCAAUCUGGUCUGGAGCAAGGGACCCAGUGGCCUCGAGGGCACCUUCAAGUCUGGUUCUGAGCUCGAUUUCUACAUUGAUGAUGACAUGAUCCAUAUUGCUGACACAAAGGUUUCGCAUCGUUAUGGCGACUUCUUUGUGCGUAAGAUAAUGAAAUUCAAUGACCUAAACCGCAAGCUGAAAAACAUCAACAUUUAAACCUAGAAAGCAACAGUACACAACUAUAUUGUAAUCGUUCUCUAACUAAUUAAUAUUCCAAUUUGGACUCCAUUUGUUUUGAUACCAAUAAAAAACAAAAUGCCUCGCAAGCGCAGCGAGAUGUCGAAACAAA
Messenger RNA from Drosophila nasuta, 1918 nucleotides. RefSeq names its product eukaryotic translation initiation factor 3 subunit l (gene eIF3l). Gene Ontology annotation, cellular component: cytoplasm; eukaryotic translation initiation factor 3 complex. The transcript is spliced from 4 exons. Bases 169 to 1785 code for a protein of 538 amino acids. The record is from RefSeq and is a predicted model, not a curated record. Lineage: Eukaryota; Metazoa; Arthropoda; Insecta; Diptera; Drosophilidae. Gene Ontology annotation, biological process: translational initiation. Gene Ontology annotation, molecular function: protein binding; translation initiation factor activity.